AUGGGUGAGCAGAACCAGGUGAACAAUGAAGCAGAUUCUGGUGUGCUCGUGCACGACCUCGUCUGCUCGGAGGAGCCGCAAUCGCAGGAGAUUGGCCCGCUUGCCAACAUCAACGCGAGAGUCAGAUGUGACUCAGGCGAGGGUGUGACCACGUUGGCGAAAUCCAGCUCAGCACCGGACAUGAAAUCAACAAUCCGCAGAACGCAGACAUGUCUGAAGAGGAGUCCGUUUGUCGAGCCCCUGCCUUGGGCAAAGCCGGUCACUGACAAGUGGGGCUUCCCGAAGCCUCCUGCCAGCUCUCCUCCAGCGGAGCCCUGGAACUGGAGGCACCAUCUCCUGGGGAUGAGCAACGAUGACGUUCCAAAGGGCCGCCGGACUUACUUCUCGAAGCCUGAAUCCCUUGCAGAGUUGAAGGAGGCAUUGCGAAGCAAUCCUUCGAUCAAGAAUGCUGAAGGCAUUCUUCAGAGACUUGAGCUAGGCGAUCUUCCUCAGCGUCCCAGGUCAUUUAUCACGGCAGAUGCUGGCGCUCCGGUUUGCCCACAGAGACAUGUGUUUGGUGGCACAAUGUUGGAUCGCGAUGGAAUGGGACGAACCUGGAACAGCCGCUGGCAUGCAGGCAUUGCAAUGAUAAACGAGCACUGCCAUCCGGACCACCGGACAUACUUCACACAGCGCUCGUGUUUCGAGCGAUCUCCAUCGCAACAAUAUAGACGUUUCCUACAUCAGGAGCGAAAACCCGGCGAGUGGGUUUCAAUCGACCAGAGGAGGCCUGCACGGUUUCCUCCUUUGGGUGGCCUUCUGACUGGUCGUUCUGGAGCACCAAUUCCCGGAGCAAUGCCAUAG
Molecule: messenger RNA, 843 nt
Organism: Symbiodinium necroappetens
Lineage: Eukaryota; Dinophyceae; Suessiales; Symbiodiniaceae
Source: the annotation of a GenBank genome assembly